AUGACAAAGGGCCAGUCUGGCUCUCUUGCUGGGGGCAUUUUGGUUGUGAUUGCACUGUACGACUUUCCUGCCUCAAGUGACCGUGACCUGCCGCUGGUCAAGGGGGAGAAACUCCAAGUCCUCUCCAACGAGGGGGACUGGUGGCUGGCAAAAUCCCUCAGCAGCGGGAGGAAAGGCUACAUCCCUAGUAACUUCGUCGCACAAGUAGACAGUUUGGAAGAGGAAAAGUGGUAUUUUAAAACUCUGAGCAGAAAGGAUGCUGAACGGCUGUUGUUAUCUUCCGGCAACAAAGUUGGCUCUUUCCUUGUCCGAGAGAGUGAAACCAGCAAAG
Phaethon lepturus (White-tailed tropicbird) is the source of this 331-nucleotide messenger RNA. RefSeq names its product tyrosine-protein kinase Blk-like. NCBI's taxonomy places the organism in Eukaryota, Metazoa, Chordata, Aves, Phaethontiformes, Phaethontidae. The transcript is spliced from 4 exons. The annotation marks the transcript as partial. The record is from RefSeq and is a predicted model, not a curated record. Gene Ontology annotation, molecular function: protein binding.